Molecule: messenger RNA, 1913 nt
Organism: Hevea brasiliensis (rubber tree)
Lineage: Eukaryota; Viridiplantae; Streptophyta; Magnoliopsida; Malpighiales; Euphorbiaceae
Product: cytochrome P450 CYP82D47
Biological process (GO): defense response to other organism
Molecular function (GO): heme binding; oxidoreductase activity, acting on paired donors, with incorporation or reduction of molecular oxygen; iron ion binding
Source: RefSeq, a predicted model, not a curated record
CUCCCUCUCGUGAUCAUCCACCACCCAAACUUAGCCACUAUGGAGUACAUUUUUUCAUUCUCUGCAAGUUUUAUGGUCAUCAUACUAGCCCUUGUGACCCUAUUCAACUAUAUUUUUACGAUAUCAAGAAAAGCAUCCAAUAAGAAGAGACUACCACCGGAAGCCGCCGGUGGAUGGCCUGUUAUUGGCCACCUACCUCUCCUCGCGGGGUCACAGCCUCGUCACAUAACCCUGGGAAACUUGGCUGACCAGAUGGGACCAAUAUUCACAAUCAAGAUUGGUGUGCAUCGAGUUUUGGUGGUAAAUAAUUCGGAGCUGGCGAGGGAAUGCCUUACGACGAACGACAAAGCUUUUGCCAAUCGUCCUAAAGCUCUUGCCAUGGAAAUAUUGGGCUACAAUUAUUUCAUGGUUGGCACCAGCCCAUAUGGAGAGUAUUGGCGCCAAAUACGCAAGAUUGUCAGUCUUGGGCUUCUCAAUCAACGGCUAGGGAUGCUCAAACAUGUGCUCGAGGCUUAGGUAAAAGCAUCCAUCGAAGGGUUAUACAAUGAAUGGAUCAAGAACAAGAAUAAUUCGAGCCAAGUUUUGUUGGAAUUGAAGAGAUGGUUCUGGGACGUAAGUCUAAAUGUGAUAUUCAAGAUGGUUAUAGGGAAAAGAUAUGCAGAGCCCAAAAAAGGCGAUGAAGGUAGAGACAGCGAUGAUGAAUGGCGAUAUGCAAUGAGAGAUUUUUUCAAAUUGACUGGGAAGUUUGUGGUGUCAGAUGCGUUUCCCUUCCUAAGGUGUUUGGAUCUUGGUGGGGAUGAGAAGGUGAUGAAAAAGACAGCAAAAGAGCUAGACAAUGUACUUGGAGAAUGGUUACACGAACACAAGCAGACGAGAGCUUCCGGCAUGGCAAAGAAAAGAAAGGAAGACUUCAUGGAUGAGUUACUGUCCAUCAUGGAUGACGCAAAAGAGUUCUCUAGCCAAGAUGUUGAUACUAUUAUCAAAUCUACGUGCCUGGCUCUUAUUCUAGCUGCUUCAGACUCUACAGCGGUAACACUAACUUGGACUUUGUCAUUGCUACUCAACAAUCGUCAUGUUUUAAAGAAAGCACAACAAGAGUUAGACAUCAUUGUCGGUAGAGAAAGGCAAGUGAACGAAUCAGACACGAAGGAUUUGGUUUCUCAAGCCAUCAUCAAAGAAUCGUUUAGGUUGUAUCCUGCUGGUCCAUUAUCGGUGCCACAUGAAUCCAUAGAAGAUUGCAGUAUAGGAGGCUAUCACAUUCCAGCAGGUACACAGCUUAUUCUAAAUAUUUCAAAAAUUCAAAGAGAUUCGCAUGUGUGGUUGAAUCCUUCAGAGUUUAUACCAGAGAGGUUUCUUACAACCCACAAGGAUGUUGAUGUUAAGGGCCAGAAUUUUGAGCUAAUACCAUUCAGUAGUGGCAGAAGAAUGUGUCCUGGAGUUUCAUUUGCUGUUCAAGUUUUGAACCUCACACUUGCUACUUUGUUACAUUCUUUUGAAAUUGAAACUCCAUCAGGCCAAACAGUUGAUAUGACCGAGGGUGCUGGACAAAUCAACAUCAAAGUCACUCCCAUCGAUGCUCUUCUUGAGCCACGCCUUCCUCCUCACCUUUACUGCUAUUAAUAAAUGAUAUCAACCAUGUGGAGAUUCUACGUCGCACUUAAACUCUGUUGGCGAUGUUCAUCGUAAUGGGGUUGAUGAUACUUUCUUUAUUGAAUCAGCUCUACUAGCCUAGCCUAGCAUAGCAUAGUUUAGUAGCAAAGACACAUCAGCCAUCAGGCACCUUUAAGUCCGAGUUCAAAUAAAAAAAAAAAGUUGAACUAUGAUAAUAAGCGUAACUUAUUUAUGUAUAUUAUGAUGAUGGUGCAAUAAAUCAACUUUUAUAUGAGAAUAAAUUAAAUGCUAAAUUACAUUAA